Ilex paraguariensis (yerba mate) is the source of this 2013-nucleotide messenger RNA. The record is from the annotation of a GenBank genome assembly. NCBI's taxonomy places the organism in Eukaryota, Viridiplantae, Streptophyta, Magnoliopsida, Aquifoliales, Aquifoliaceae.
CUACCGCUGCCACUCACUCCCGAUAGUCAAAUUCCGCCUUAUCUCUCUCUUUACACUUCCACAAUGAAAAAUCUCAGACGAAGAAUCAAACCGCUGUUUGCUAUCUUAGCCGUUUUGGCACUCCUCUUGCUCACACUUUCUUCACUGAACCCUCUUCUAGAGAGCCCAAAAACCUCAGAAACCCCACACAUACACCUCCACAAACACCUCCAAGUUGCUCACUCAGCAUGCGAAGGAACACUCUACCCAGAACUAUGCGUCUCAACUCUCUCUACAUUCCCAGAUCUAGCCCAAAAAACAAUCCCCCAAAUCAUCUCCGCCGCCGUGAACUACACCGUCGGCGAAGUCAGAUCUUCAGCAGCCAACGUCACCGGCAUUCGCAAAAAGCGCCCCAAGCUUGAUCUACUUGACAAGCGGGCCCUCAAUGACUGUCUUGAGCUCUUCGACGACACCGUUGCUGAGCUCAGAAAAGUAAUCUCCGAUCUCUCGGCCAACAAAUCUGCUUCAAAACACUACAAUGACCUACAAACACUUCUCAGUGGCGCAAUUACAAACCAGUACACCUGUCUUGAUGGGUUCGCAUUCAGUAAACAAAAUGUUCGUGAUUACAUACAAGACAGGCUGUAUAAAAUCUCUCGUCAUGUAAGCAAUUCUCUAGCCAUGCUCAAGAAAAUCAAAACUCCGUCGUCUUCAAAAACUGAGGUGUUCCCGGAGUAUGGUACCAUGAAAGAUGGGUUUCCGGCAUGGAUUUCGAAGAAAGACCGACGAUUGUUACAGGCGCCAGUGAAUCAGACCACGUAUAAUUUGGUGGUGGCGAAGGACGGUAGUGGGAACUUUAGGACUAUCGGCGAGGCAUUGGCGGCGUCACCUAAUUCGAGUACGACCAGGUUUGUGAUAUAUAUUAAAACUGGAGCGUAUUACGAGUAUAUUGAAGUGGAGAGAAGGAAGACCAAUUUGAUGUUCGUCGGAGAUGGGAUUGGGAAGACGUUGAUAAAGGGUAACCGUAGUUUUGGUGGUAACUGGACUACUUUCCGGUCUGCUACCGUCGCUGUGGUGGGAAAUGGAUUCAUAGCCAGAGGCAUAACCUUCGAAAAUUACGCUGGGCCUAGCAACCACCAAGCCGUGGCGCUAAGGAGUGGCGCGGACCUCUCAGCAUUCUAUCAAUGCAGCUUCGUCGCCUACCAAGACACUCUCUACGUCCAUUCCCUUCGACAGUUUUACCGUGACUGCGACGUAUACGGAACAAUCGACUUCAUCUUCGGCAAUGCCGCUGUUGUUUUGCAGAAUUGCAAUUUAUAUGCUCGCAGGCCAAAUGAAAACCAAAGAAAUAUUUUCACGGCACAAGGAAGAGAAGACCCAAACGAAAACACUGGCAUUUCAAUUCUGAAUUGCAAAGUUGCUGCAGCUGCCGAUUUAAUUCCGGUGCAAUCAUCGUUCAGAACCUAUCUUGGCCGACCAUGGAGGCAAUACUCGAGGACGGUUUAUAUUCUGUCAAACAUUGGUGAUCUGGUGGACCCGGCAGGAUGGUUGGAAUGGGAUGGCGAUUUCGCGUUGAGUACUCUUUACUAUGGGGAAUAUAAGAAUCGAGGGCCGGGUUCAAACACGAGUGCUAGAGUGACUUGGCCCGGUUAUAGGGUCAUCAACAGCUCAACUGAGGCAAGCCAGUUUACAGUUGCCAAUCUUAUUCAGGGAGGAGAGUGGUUACCAGCCACUGGUAUUGCAUUUUAUCCCAACUUAACUUCAUCCUCAAGUGUUACAUGAACCAGUGGAUUGUAUUUUUAUGGGAUAAAUUAAAGCCCCACUUGUGGAGGAGAAAUUCUAACCUAAUUUCGUAUACAUGCAAGUCAAGAGUAGGUAACUGGUGUGAAUUGUCAUUUUUUGUUUGAAUCAAAACUUGGUUUUGAGAAGAUUUAGAGAAACAGUCAAGUAGUCCAUUUGAUCGAGUUUUAUACGUGGUCUCUCCACCAUUUGGUCGUGUGUGAGAAACUACUCAAUCCAAUGAGAAUACCACAC